UUCCUUUAGUCCCUGCCGCGUUAGUCGUACUCGCAUCCGCUGUUAUCAGUAGCUCCCUUGGCGCGAACCAUCAUACUAUAUUCGUCGGACGACUCGAGAGAUUUGGCUUCGGAUACAAUUCACCGCGGAGUUAUUACACGUACCGUACCAUAUAGUCUACAUAUAACGUUCCGGGAACCGUAUGUAUAUGUUCGAUAAACCGGUUGCUUUUACGUAAAAAAAAAAUCACGGUGAUUUGACUUUUGUUAAGGGUGAAAAAAAUUAUCCCAUUUUAACGUAAAAUUCCAGUACAAAAAUAUCUUCGAACGCGAAAAAAGAGGCCAUCGUCGCCGGCUCUUUGGCCAUAACCGUUGUUGUUGUUGUUUUUUUUCCUCUCGUAAAAAUUCGAAUCAGUUUCAAGUGAGUCGGGACCACGGUACUCCCAACGGAGCCCUCGGUAGAUCUAGGUCGCAACACUUCUGGUACUUUUUGGGUCGGAUCAGAAGUGGAGUGCGGGUACACAACAACCGCGUCCCCAUGGCCGUCGUCGUUGGGACUGCCGGGCUCCGUAGAGUUGGACCCGGUGGCCGCCGCGGCCUGGGGACGCAAGUUCUAUUCGCCUCCGGCCAGCCGGAUGUUUCCUGGAUUGCAUCAUCAUCAUCAGGACGGAAGUGCGACCGGACUGCAUCAUCACCAUCAUCAUCAUCAUCAGCCUCGAGGACCUGCUGUUACCAGUGGACUCAAAGAGGAGCCACUGUCCGGAUCGCAGCUCGCUGCCAGAUCGUGGAUGCAGCCUGGAGUCGAUCAUACGAGUAUCGGCGUAGGAAGAGCUCAUUUUGAAAAGCAGCCUCCGAGCAAUUUACGAAAAUCGAAUUUCUUUCAUUUUGUGAUAGCACUAUACGAUCGUUCCGGACAACCGAUUGAAAUCGAACGAACAGCUUUCGUCGGUUUCAUCGAAAAAGAUCAAGAAACCGAACCUCAGAAAACAAAUAAUGGAAUCCAUUACAGACUCCAGCUUCUCUACGCGAAUGGUAUACGUCAAGAGCAAGACAUCUUCGUCCGGCUAAUCGACUCGGUUACCAAACAGGCGAUUAUUUACGAAGGACAAGAUAAAAAUCCAGAAAUGUGUAGGGUGCUACUUACACACGAAGUCAUGUGCAGUCGCUGUUGUGAUAAAAAAAGCUGCGGAAACAGAAACGAAACGCCAUCAGAUCCUGUGAUUAUUGACAGAUAUUUUCUCAAAUUCUUCCUCAAGUGCAAUCAAAACUGUUUGAAAAAUGCCGGUAAUCCUCGAGACAUGAGAAGAUUUCAGGUUGUGAUCUCGACUCAAGUCAGCGUCGAAGGACCACUGUUGGCGGUAUCAGAUAAUAUGUUUGUACAUAAUAAUUCAAAGCACGGUCGUCGAGCCAAAAGAUUAGAUCCUUCUGAAGGACUGUAUCCUCCGUUACCACUAGCCACACCUUGUAUAAAAGCAAUCAGCCCUAGCGAAGGAUGGACGACUGGUGGUUCGACUGUUAUCAUUAUUGGCGAUCAUUUUUUCGAAGGUCUUCAAGUAGUCUUUGGCACACAUUUGGUGUGGAGCGAGUUGAUAACACCGCAUGCGAUCCGAGUUCAAACACCACCGCGACACAUACCAGGAGUCGUCGAAGUAACAUUAUCGUAUAAAUCAAAACAGUUUUGCAAAGGAUCCCCCGGUAGAUUUGUUUACGUCUCGCUUCAAGAACCGACCAUAGAUUACGGUUUUCAAAGACUUCAAAAAUUAAUACCCAGACAUCCCGGUGAUCCAGAUAAAUUACCAAAGGAAAUCAUCCUAAAACGAGCAGCUGAUUUAGCCGAGGCACUGUACAGUAUGCCGAGGAACAACCAGUUCUCGAUAUCAGCUCCCAGAUCGCCUACAAACUCAGGUUCAAUGGCAUCCUCCGGUUUCAACGCCUACACCGGUCAAUUAGCCGUUACAGUCCAUGAAAACGGCACAGGCCAAUGGACAGAAGAGGAAUUUGCUAGAGGUCAGAGUAGCAGCGUGUCACCUCGAGGUGGCUACGGCUCCAGCGCCUCGACACCUCAUUCGUCCAACGGCGGCGGCUCUUACAACAACGGAAACACCAAUGGCGGAGGCGGAGGUGCCACUCCAGGAGGUACCAUACCCUCAGCAGCCUACAACGGCUCGUCCAACUCGACUGCCAAUUCAAAUCUAGGGUCACCGACCGGAGGUUCUCUGUUCAAUUCGUCAUCCAUGGUAGCUUGCGAUAAUUAUUCCAAUUAUAAUCAACAACAUUACGGUACUAAUAACGGCGGUGAAAACGAUGCUAAGGAGAAAAGCGCUUUUUUGCCCGUCACCAGAGGGUCUUCGCCGUCGCCGAUUCCGACGUCGCAAUCUGCUUCUCAACAUUUAACAAAUAUGUCGACCUGGCAUCAUUUGGCUGUGCAUUCUUGAGUUGGUAGCGGAGGCAGCCUGGUAUCUUCUCCAUUCGCCACAAUGAAUCCGUUCGGAUUAACCACGUGCAAUCCUCAAGCUUACACUUCAUCCGCUUUAGUGAGCUCGAGUAAAUAAUUCUUAACGCUGUUGUUGUUGUUGUUGUAUCUACCACCACCAAAAAAGUUACAAUACUUACAUUUGUAUGUACAAAUUUCCAAAAAUUACUUUGUUUUUAUACAUAAUACUUUUUCCCCCUUCUUCCUCUUCCAUUUGUUCCUAAUAAUUAAGUCGUUUUAGAUUCUGUUUCCUUUCCUCCCUCUUUUACUCGUAUUAAAUAUUAAAAUUUAUCGAUUAAAUACUUAUUUAUGUACAAAAGAACAAAAAACUUUGAUUUUUAAAUCGUUGUUAUUAUUGUCUAUGUGUAAUGGCUGUAUUGUAUUUGUUUUUUGAUUGUAAGUAUCGAUAUGGCUCUACGUCUACAUAAAUUGGCUAUGUAUUGAGUGUAUGUUUUAUGUGUAUUGUUUUGUUCUGUUAAUGUCUGUCUUAUUCUCCCCCUUUUUUUUCAAUGGUCUCUUUCGAUAAUUUGAUAAAAAUGAUCAAAAAUCACUUUCAACUUUGAGUAUUUAUUUUUUUAUCAAUUUUAUGAAAAAUUCCAAGUUUUGAAUUCAAAAAAUUCAAAAUAUUCUUUUCAAUAUUUUUUUUUGUUGAUAAAUCGAGGGUCAAAGUGAUUAAAUUUUUCUUAAUAAAAAUAAAACAAUAAAUCAUCAAUUUAAUCAAUAGCAUAAUAGUCGAGUUUAUAAACGACUUUGAUCACAAAUAAGAGAGACGAAAUAGCUAUGACACUGAAUUCAGUGAGGUGAAGAAGGAAAAUUCCAAUGGAAGUCCUCAAGGGACCUCAAAUUACAAAAUUAUCAAUUUCCACUGUCAGACGAACAAUUUUUAGAUUGGCAAAAUUACACAUAAAAAAAUUGAUUCAUUUUGUUACACAGUGGUCUAAAAAUCCUCCUCCACUACUUCUUCUUCACAAUAAAAAUUUACAAAACUGGAACCUAGCCGGUAUAUUUUUUUACUACGCAAUUUUCAUUUUUUUAUUUGAUGUUUUUUUUUUCUUUUCUUUUUUUUUAUUUAUAUGCAUGUUUCUUGUUUCUGUUACGUUAUAAUAUAAAUUUGUUACCUUCCUCCUUUCCUUUAUAUAGUUAAGUUACACGUGUAAAGCUGUAAAUCUGUCACUAAGAUAGUUGUGUAUAAUCAACGAAUAGGUAUCUCUAUGUAUGUUGUUUACAUAGCCUACCUAAGAUCUCAUAUUCUAACGCCUAUAGAUUCUUUUGUUUUUUUUUUACUAUCGCGUAAAAUGAUUUUUAGAAAGACGUAAAAUUUUGAUGAUUUGAAAAGAAAUUUGUUCUCUCGGCUCAUUUUCUAUUCAGUUCAACAAAAAUUUGAAAAACACUUCUUCGGAGAUUUUUAAACACGCUACAAAAUAAUUACCAAAUACGAAACGAUCUAAAUCUUAUGUAAAUAUUUACACACAGUGGACUUUUAUAGACCUACCUAUACAGAAAGUACUUGGAUCGAAAAAAGAAUGUAAUUAAUAUUUACGUAUACACGUUGAUUAAUUUUUAUGUAACUACCAUAGAGAGACUUUUACGCGGGUAAUUAUGUAACCAUCACUCUUGUACAUACUUGAAUUAUUAAAUAAUUUUACGAAAAA
Molecule: messenger RNA, 4103 nt
Organism: Planococcus citri (citrus mealybug)
Lineage: Eukaryota; Metazoa; Arthropoda; Insecta; Hemiptera; Pseudococcidae
Gene: kn
Product: EBF transcription factor-like knot
Exons: 15
Coding region: 614-2413 (599 amino acids)
Biological process (GO): regulation of transcription by RNA polymerase II
Molecular function (GO): RNA polymerase II cis-regulatory region sequence-specific DNA binding; DNA-binding transcription factor activity, RNA polymerase II-specific
Source: RefSeq, a predicted model, not a curated record